AAAUCUUGUAUUCGCCUGGCAACCUGUGGGACCAGGUGCCAAGAUGGCUGGCCGCAUAUGCUUGUUAACUGCGCUCGUGUUUUUUCUAAUCGGUUUGCUCCCAGCCGGCGAUGCCAGGAAUCACCGGUUGUCGCUCAAGGGCGAGCAACGGAGGUACUUCAGUGUCACCACAUUUGGCUUCCUGGUUGGCGGGGAGCUCAACAUUGAGGUCGAGGCACUGUCCUUUGCACCAAACACUAAUAGGGUGGGCUUCAGCUUGACAAGGACGCCUACGGACAGUGUCAACCCAUAUCCUGAUGGUCGUAUUGAAGGCUGCCCGCUGGAUGAAGUCAAGGAGGACAUGUACGUGCUGACGCUUGCCUUGGACACAUCUGGAAACAGGGAACGCCUGGUCCUGCGCUGCAACCGCAACUUCAGUGACCUCCCCGUGAGUCACCAGGAGAACUGGCGCCCCCAGCCGCGCACCGUGCGGCAGACGAGUGCUGUGCAGCAGCUGUUUCGUGCACGCCGGGAUGCCGAGGCUGAUGGGCUGCAGACAGUGUCGGGAACAUUGUCCUCGUCACCCAAAGCUGCACAGCCAACCCCAGCUCCCGUUGCAGCCACAACCACCACCCCGUCUGAGCCCACAAAAAAAGCGUCCACUGCACCGCCCUCACAACAAACAACUGUGGGCCGCUGUGCCAGUGCCAACUUGCCUGUGCACAAGGACAUAGUGGAUGGCGUGGCCGUGUACAGCUUCCAAUUUGGGGUGAGCAUUGACAAGGAAGCUCACGAGGGUCUCUACAGCCUGUACUUCCACAACUGCCUGGUUGGCUCGCUGGGAUUCCUCAACAACUCGGCAAAUCUCUCGGUGUCCAUCUCGGAGCGGAAUGAUGGUAGCUUCCUGUCAGCUGGGGAGAUCCCACUGCCACAGGUCUACUUCCUCAUGGCCGUCGUGUUCUUUGCCGUCGGCUGCUACUGGAUCUACCUGCUUCGCCAGAGGAGGCAAGAAGCCUACAAGAUCCACUUUCUAAUGGGUCUCCUUGUCUUUGUCAAGUCAUGCUCCCUACUACUGCAUGGGAUAAACUACCACUUCAUCUCGAAGGAUGGCUCACCCAUCGAAGCCUGGGCUGUGCUCUUCUAUAUCACCCACCUGCUGAAGGGUGCCCUCCUGUUCAUCACCAUUGUGCUGAUUGGAACCGGCUGGGCCUUCAUCAAGCACAUUCUCAGUGACAAAGACAAGAAGAUCUUCAUGAUAGUCAUCCCGCUCCAGUUGCUGGCCAACGUGGCCCAGAUCAUCAUGGAGGAGAGCGAGGAGGGCGAAUCCCAGCACACCACAUGGCGAGAGGUGUUUAUCCUCGUGGACCUGCUGUGCUGCGGAGCCAUCCUCUUCCCGGUUGUCUGGUCUAUUAGGCAUCUGCAGGAAGCAUCGCAAACAGAUGGCAAGGCAGCUAUCAACCUGGAAAAACUCAAGCUGUUCCGGCACUUCUAUGUCAUGAUUGUGUGCUACAUCUACUUCACCAGGAUAAUUGUGUUUCUGCUGAAGAUCACGGUGCCCUUCCGGUACGAGUGGCUGGAUGAGCUGUUCCGCGAGGGGGCCACACUCAUCUUCUUUGUGCUGACGGGCUACAAGUUCCGGCCCACGCAGUCCAACCCCUACUUCCGCCUCUCCCAGGAUGAUGAGGAGGAAAUGGAGGAAGUGCUGACUCAAACUGGGCUGACGGAGAAUGUGUCCAAGACGCUGCGCAACCGGGACAUUCACGACGACAAGGGCACGACGGCCACCAAACGCGAGAGCAGCCACGAGUACGACUGAGAAGGACAAGGCGGGGGUUCCCACCCUCGACCGACAAAGCAAGGAAACACGCGAGCGCGUGCACUUGGCCACUGGUCAUGCAGGCGAGCCAGACCAGCCACUCCCGAUACAAAAUCUUUCCUGUCCCACUGACUGCAUUCUGAGUUUCACUCUUCGUGAAGCAGUUGUUUCCAUUCCUCUGCUUUCUUUCUGUCUCUCUUCCUAUUGUGUUUCUUCGAAACAUCACAUGUCACGGCACCUUUUUUUUUUUUCGCAUUCACAUGUGUAGUUGUCAAGUCUGUGUUGCUCGCUGGAUGUGUCACUUUCAUAUUUCUAAUUCUACUUCACAGUCAUCGUCAGGUCGCUGUUAUGAGCAGAAGACUCUAGCAAGUGCACAUGCGUGUGAGGGACUCGGGCAUGUGAGGCACACUUUGCCUUUUAUUUUUUCAGGGGCUUUUUUUUAUUAAUAUUAUUAUUAUCAUUGCCCCUAAGUGUUGUGUGCUAGGAAUGCACGUUUGAUGUUUAUGCUUGGAUGCACUUUGCGAUAUCUUUCAAUAACCUGUUGUCCUGUUCUUAUCUUUCCUUUUUUCUUUGCUGUUGUAUCCUGAGACGAUGUUGCUGUAUUAUAUGUAGUUGAAGCGCUAAUAUUGCAGCUUCCAGGUGUACGUUGUCUACGCUUAUGAUGCCGGUGUUACAAUAGUCUCUCUUUAUUUUCUCUCACUUCCUUCUUCUUAAGUUAAGCGUUGAUGUAUUGCACUCAUAGGGUGCGUGGUACGAGAAUAAUUUAUGGUGUAAAAACAAAUUAGUGGGUCCUUAUAACACAUUCUCGUUUGGUGCCCCCAUCUGUCUAGCCAGCCAAUAUUAAAGAGAAAUGCUUUUUUUUUUUAUAGCACAUGGCUAGAUGUAUGCAACCUAGCGCCACUUCUGCCUAGUCAUGGGCACCAGUGCUAGAUGGAGGAUCUCACACUCCCUUUUGUGCUUUGAUCUGUGUUGAGUUUACGGACUAUUUCAAAUAAAGAACGCAAUUGAAA
Molecule: messenger RNA, 2805 nt
Organism: Dermacentor silvarum
Lineage: Eukaryota; Metazoa; Arthropoda; Arachnida; Ixodida; Ixodidae
Product: protein GPR107
Exons: 16
Coding region: 44-1795 (583 amino acids)
Biological process (GO): transport
Cellular component (GO): membrane; Golgi apparatus
Source: RefSeq, a predicted model, not a curated record